AUGGCGUCACGAUCGUCAGUUCGUCCUAAACGUGACGGCGAGAACUUUGCGCGCACCCAUCAUCACGACGAGUCCGAUCCCGACUCAAAAAGAGUCAAGUUCGAUUUGCGCAACCCUUCUACUCUUGCACCUGACGCUCGCGAAGAAGAUGAUAUCCUUGAUGCCGAUGUUAUUGGAGGGUCGACAACCAAACGCGGAGCUGUCAACCUAGACGGUUAUGAUAGUGAUUCAGAUAACGACAACUCCAACAUACGCGCCGAGAAACGAAAACGAGACGAGGCUACGAAUACUGGAGCUAAAGCCACGGCUACUACAGCGGGCGACGAUGAUGACGACGACAUGUUUGCUGCGGAUGAUGGCGAUGAAGCCGGUGGAGAGGGAGGGGAGGUCCCCGAGGAAGACGAUCCCGACAGCACUGGCAAGAAGAACAAGGUUCGCUUCCUUGAUGCAGAUCAAAUUGAUGGUGUAGACAAUACCAGCAGAGACAAGGAAGGCAUUCGACUCGAUGAUGCAGGCAGCAGCGACGACGAAGCCGAUGUUGAGCUUGCCAGACAAGAAGAGGGUGUCGACGAUGAGGUCGGUAUGGGAGGACUCAAGAAAAACGCCCCCAAAGUCGAGGCUUUCAAUCUAAAGCAAGAGAUGGAGGAAGGUCAAUUUGACCAAGAUGGCAACUACGUUCGCAAAGGCGGCGAUCCCGAUGCAGUGCACGACAACUGGUUAGAGGGUCUCAGUAAGAAAGAGAUGAGAAAGGCGGCAGCGGCGCAUGAGAAGCGUGAGGCUGAGGCGCGCAAGCAGCGUCUGGAGGAUGACGAAAUUCUCGUAUCCGAACUGCUCAAGACUCUAAUACUCAACCUGGAACGUGCUGAGACGCCGCUCGAGGCUCUGGCCCGGCUCGGUAAAAAGCAAACCAAACCUAAGAAGAUUCCCAAGUGGAAGCUUAAGAAGAUGAACAAGGGCGCCGAGGGAAUGGAUGUCGACGGCGGAGAGGAAGCUGAGGAUCCGGAGCAAAAGAGGAUAAAGGCAUCCAUCGAUGCCAUCACGGAGGCAGCAGACAAGCUUUUGAGCCGGGAUCAUGAGGAGAUCUACGAACAAGAGAGGGAGCUGCUAGUCCGAGAAUAUCGCAAGGAGACAGGGGAGGAUUGGGUGGAACCAGCAAAGCAGGAUGAAGACGACGAGGGACAAAGGGCAGCGGUGAAGCCAGGGACGAUGUGGGAGUUUAGAUGGGCGGAUGGACGUGACGGGGAUUCCAAACAAGGGCCGUAUGACGGAGCCACGAUGAAAGCGUGGAAGGAUGCUGGGUACUUUCCAGACGGUGUGGUAGAAUUCCGGACUACGGAUGGUCAGGAUUGGACUUUACAGGUUGAUGCCUUCGAGUGA
Messenger RNA from Fusarium coffeatum, 1377 nucleotides. RefSeq lists its product as uncharacterized. The transcript has a single exon. Gene Ontology annotation, cellular component: U5 snRNP. The record is from RefSeq and is a predicted model, not a curated record. The coding region runs from base 1 to 1377 and encodes 458 amino acids. Lineage: Eukaryota; Fungi; Ascomycota; Sordariomycetes; Hypocreales; Nectriaceae. Gene Ontology annotation, molecular function: protein binding.